AUGAUGGAGACUCUCCCCAAAGCCCUGGAGGUCGACGAGAAGUCUCCUGAGUCCAGGGACCUGCUGCCCAGCCAGACUGCCAGCUCCCUAUGCAUCAGCUCCCGAAGCGAAUCUGUCUGGACCGAAGCCCCCAGGAGUAACUGGGAGAUCUACCGCAAGCCCAUCAUCAUCAUGUCUGUGGGCGGGGCCAUCCUCCUCUUCGGCGUGGCCAUCACCUGCCUUGCCUACACCCUGCAUCUGGGGCAGACGAGCCUGAAGGUCCUUAAGAUGACGGGGCCUGCAUUCCUGUCCCUGGGACUCAUGAUGAUGGUGUGUGGGCUGGUGUGGGUGCCCAUCAUCAAGAAGAAACAGAAACAGAGGCAGAAGUCCAUGUUCUUCCAGAGCAUCAUGUCCUUCUUCUUAAAUCGCUGA
Molecule: messenger RNA, 411 nt
Organism: Pipistrellus nathusii (Nathusius's pipistrelle)
Lineage: Eukaryota; Metazoa; Chordata; Mammalia; Chiroptera; Vespertilionidae
Source: the annotation of a GenBank genome assembly